UUGGUGGAACAAAAGCUGGAGUUGUGCGUUUCUUGGGAGAAACUGACUUUGCUAAAGGAGAAUGGUGUGGAGUAGAACUGGAUGAACCUCUGGGAAAGAAUGAUGGAGCUGUUGCUGGAACAAGGUAUUUUCAGUGUCAGCCAAAAUAUGGUUUGUUUGCUCCAGUCCACAAAGUUACGAAGAUUGGAUUCCCGUCAACCACACCAGCGAAAGCAAAGACAACUGUGCGAAAAGUGGUUGCGACUCCCACAGCCCUGAAACGUAGCCCAAGUGCAUCUUCCCUGAGCUCUCUCAGUUCUGUGGCAUCUUCAGUAAGCAGCAAGCCAAGCCGUACAGGACUAUUGACAGAAACAUCCUCCCGGUAUGCAAGAAAAAUUUCUGGUACCACAGCCCUGCAGGAGGCACUGAAGGAGAAGCAGCAACACAUUGAACAGCUCCUGGCAGAAAGGGACCUGGAGAGGGCAGAAGUUGCAAAAGCAACCAGUCAUGUAGGGGAAAUACAGCAGGAAUUAGCACUUGUUCGCGAUGGACAUGAUCGGCAUGUACUGGAGAUGGAAGCAAAAAUGGACCAGCUACGAGCUAUGGUGGAGGCUGCUGAUAGGGAGAAAGUGGAGCUUCUCAAUCAGCUUGAGGAAGAGAAAAGGAAAGUUGAAGACCUUCAGUUCCGUGUGGAAGAAGAAUCCAUUACCAAAGGAGACCUAGAGACGCAGACCAAACUGGAGCAUGCCCGCAUUAAGGAGCUUGAACAGAGCCUGCUUUUUGAAAAGAACAAAGCUGACAAACUCCAGAGGGAGUUAGAAGACACUAGGGUGGCCACGGUAUCAGAAAAAUCGCGCAUCAUGGAACUAGAAAGAGAUCUAGCAUUGCGGGUGAAGGAAGUAGCUGAGCUUCGAGGGAGAUUAGAGUCUAGUAAACACAUUGAUGAUGUGGACACUUCUCUUUCGUUGUUACAAGAAAUAAGUUCUUUGCAAGAAAGAAUGGCAGCAGUUAGCAAGGAACAUCAGAGUGAGAUGAAUUCACUGAAAGAGAAGUUUGGAAUUAGUGAAGAAGCAUUGCAGAAAGAGAUCAAAUCACUUUCAGCUUCAAAUGAGAGACUGGCAAAAGAAAAUGAAUCCUUGAAAACUAAGCUUGAUCAUGCCAACAAGGAGAAUUCAGAUGUAAUAGAGCUGUGGAAAUCGAAGCUGGAAUCUGCAAUUGCCUCCCAUCAGCAAGCAAUGGAAGAGCUAAAAGUUUCUUUCGGCAAAGGUGUAGGGGCUCAGACAGCAGAAUUUGCAGAGUUAAAGACUCAGAUUGAGAAGAUUAAAUUAGACUAUGAAAAUGAAAUGUCAAAUUUAAAACUGAAGCAGGAAAAUGAAAAAUCUCAUCAUUUAAAAGAGAUUGAAUCACUGAAAGCAAAACUGUUGGCAGUCACAGAGGAGAAAGAGCAAAACCUGGAAAGCCUGAAGACCAAACUGGAAAGUGUGGAAGAUCAACAUCUAGUAGAAAUGGAAGACACUUUAAACAAAUUACAGGAAGCUGAAAUAAAGGUAAAGGAGCUAGAGGUACUGCAAGCCAAGUACAAUGAACAAACCAAAGUUAUUGAUAGUCUUACACCACAGAUCAAAGCUGCUGAAGAAAAGCUUUUGGACCUUGCUGCACUUCAGAAAGCCAAUUCUGAAGGUAAAUUGGAAAUCCAGAAACUUAGCAAGCAGCUUGAGGCCGCUGAGAAACAAAUUCAGAAUUUAGAGACUGAAAAGGCUAGUAAUCUGGCCAAAGAACUGCAGGGCAAAGAGCAAAAGCUUCUUGAACUUGAGAAAAACUUGAGUGCAGUAAAUCAAGUUAAAGAUUGUUUGGAAAAGGAACUUCAAGUUUUGAAAGAAAAGUUUACUAGUGCAGCUGAUGAAGCAGAAAAUGUUCAACAAACUAUGCAAGAAACAAUAAAAAAACUAAACCAAAAAGAAGAGCAGUUUGCACUCAUGUCAUCAGAACUGGAACAGCUGAAGUCUAGUUUGACUGUGAUGGAGAAGAAGUUGAAGGAGCGAGAAGAGAGAGAACAACAACUGAUUGAAGCUAAAGCCAAACUUGAAAAUGAUAUUGCAGAGAUCAUGAAGUCUUCAGGAGACAGCUCUGCCCAGCUUACAAAAAUGAAUGAUGAGCUCCGGUUAAAAGAAAGGCAGUUGGAGCAAAUACAACUUGAGCUUACAAAAGCAAAUGAAAAGGCUGUUCAGCUUCAGAAAAAUGUGGAGCAGACAACACAGAAAGCUGAGCAGAGUCAGCAAGAAACUCUCAAGAUUCAUCAAGCAGAACUAAAAAAUAUGCAGGAUCAACUAACAGACAUGAAAAAGCAAAUCGAGACUAGUCAAAAUCAGUAUAAGGACCUUCAGGCAAAGUAUGAAAAAGAAACUUCUGAGAUGAUCACUAAACAUGAUGCAGAUAUCAAAGGGUUUAAGCAGAACUUGCUGGAUGCGGAAGAGGCUCUGAAAAUUGCACAAAAGAAAAACGAUGAGUUAGAAACACAGGCUGAGGAGCUGAAAAAGCAAGCAGAACAGGCCAAAGCUGCCAAAAUGGCAGAAGAUGUUUUCCAGACUGUGGAGAAGGUGACCAAAGAGAAGGAUGCUAUUCACAAAGAAAAGAUUGAAACUUUGGCCUCUUUGGAGAACUCUAGACAGACAAACGAGAAACUACAGAAUGAAUUGGACAUGCUUAAACAAAACAACCUGAAAAAUGAAGAGGAACUUAAUAAAUCAAAAGAGCUUCUAAAUCUGGAGAACAAGAAAGUGGAAGAACUUAAAAAAGAAUUCGAAGCGCUGAAGCUGGCAGCAGCUCAGAAGUCCCAGCAGCUUGCAGCUUUGCAAGAGGAGAACGUGAAACUUGCCGAGGAGCUGGGCAGGAGCAGGGACGAAGUCACAAGUCAUCAGAAGCUGGAAGAGGAGAGAUCAGUACUCAAUAACCAGUUAUUAGAGAUGAAAAAGAGAGAAUCAACAUUAAAAAAAGAAAUUGAUGAAGAGAGAGCAUCUUUACAAAAAUCCAUCAGUGUUACUAGUGCCUUGAUCACACAAAAAGAUGAGGAACUGGAAAAACUCAGAAAUGAGAUCACGGUGCUCCGUGGAGAGAACGCUUCUGCAAAAACCUUGCAGUCAGUGGUUAAGUCACUGGAGUCUGACAAAUUGAAACUUGAGGAAAAGGUGAAGAACUUGGAGCAAAAACUCAAGGAAAACAACGAACAGCCUUUAACUGUAACUAGCUCCUCAGGUGACAUUGCUGCUAAUCUACUUCAAGAUGAAAUUGCAAAAGAGAAGCAGCACGAGAUUGACUUCCUGAAUUCAGUGAUAGUAGAUCUGCAAAGGAGAAACGAAGAAUUGAACUUGAAAAUACAAAGAAUGUGUGAAGCAGCCCUGAAUGGCAACGAAGAGGAGAUAAAUAACUAUGACAGUGAGGAAGAAAGCCUGUCAAAGAAGAAACCUCGCCUCUUCUGCGAUAUCUGCGGCUGCUUUGAUCUUCACGACACUGAAGACUGUCCGACCCAGGCACAGAUGCUGGAGGAGCCACCCCACUCGGCUUACCACGGCAGCAGGAGAGAAGAACGCCCCUAUUGCGAUACCUGCGAGAUGUUCGGGCACUGGACGGCCGACUGCAAUGACGACGAGACCUUCUAAUGCAACGCGUGGCCGGGAGGAUGGACUGUCUGUGCGCCCCGAUGGGACGAUCUACACCACCAGCAUUUGUGUGUGCUGAACGUCAGGAAAAGGGACAGCGUUUCUUGACCCCCCUCGCUCCCGUUCCCCUUGCCCAUCCACUCCAGAAUCAGUACAUUGAUAAAUAUUUUGCUCCUCCGCUAAUAAAUACCCUGUCUCCCUUUAAUGAACUUAGGUGAAAUACAAAUAAAUGACUUAACAAAUGACUUUAUGCUAUUUCUUCCCAGGUUCUGGGUUUGUUCCCACUCUUAACAAGAAAUGCCCCCAUGCUGUUGCAUCUAUUGAUGGGAAAACAUGUAUAGGAACGAAGCACUAUAGUUAUAUUAAAGCUUAUUUAAAUAC
Messenger RNA from Pelecanus crispus (Dalmatian pelican), 4016 nucleotides. Lineage: Eukaryota; Metazoa; Chordata; Aves; Pelecaniformes; Pelecanidae. The record is from RefSeq and is a predicted model, not a curated record.